Messenger RNA from Gambusia affinis (western mosquitofish), 6911 nucleotides. RefSeq names its product myelin transcription factor 1-like, b (gene myt1lb). Gene Ontology annotation, molecular function: zinc ion binding; RNA polymerase II cis-regulatory region sequence-specific DNA binding; DNA-binding transcription factor activity, RNA polymerase II-specific. Gene Ontology annotation, biological process: regulation of transcription by RNA polymerase II. The coding region runs from base 452 to 4396 and encodes 1314 amino acids. The transcript is spliced from 23 exons. Lineage: Eukaryota; Metazoa; Chordata; Actinopteri; Cyprinodontiformes; Poeciliidae. The record is from RefSeq and is a predicted model, not a curated record. Gene Ontology annotation, cellular component: nucleus.
CAGAUACAUAUUGGAUAGAGAGGAGGGAAGCAGUUCAGCUUGUAUAGGACCAAGAACGGAGCGAUUCAGCUUCCUUCAGCUAUCUCUCCCUCUCUGCACAAACACAUGCUCGUACACACUCCCAGUUUCUCCCCUUGACACACACACAUACACACACCCGCGCACAGGAACAAUUGCUUUAGGGUAUACCAGUCGGCUCUGGCAGUCCUCUUCUUUGUUGUUUUUGCUAUUGGUUGGUCUCAGCGGCAGCACGGCGUGCGCCUCUAUCACCGGGUGGGUGAAUGUGUGUGUGGAGUCUGGAAGGCAGUGUGUGAAGGAUGCCACUGGCUGUACCCGGAAAAUGAGUUUGGAGGAGACGUGGUGAGCCGUUCAUCUAUAGCUGAACGUCAGUACAUCACGGUGGCAGAAGGAGUCGGGACCAAAGAGCUGUCUGAAGUCCAAAACAUUUCAGAUGGAGGUGGAUGCAGACGAUAAGCGCCAUCGCACACGCUCCAAAGUGCCUGUGGAUCCAGCAUUAACAGAACUUUUCAGUGUGUACGGCUGUCCUCUGGCCAAGAAGAGGAAGGGUCUAGACAGGCAAACUCUGGAAACCUCUCCAAAGAGGAGCACCUACCUGGAUGACAUGGACAACUCCACCAUGGAGGAGUGCUAUGAGACAGACGGGACAGAGGAGAUGGACGACAGGGAGGAGGAAGAUGAUGAGGGGGCCGUGGAGGAGGAGGGAGAAGUUGAAGAGGAAGACGUGGAGGGUUACAUGGACUAUAAUGUCGAACAAAUGGAGCAUGAAGACGGAGAGGAUGAGGAUAGAGGAGAGGGAGACGAGGAAGAGGAAGAAGAGGAGGUAGAGGUAGAGCAAGACGAAGAGGAGGAAACCGAUGAAGUGAGGGUUGAGGCAGAAGAGGAGGACGAGGAAGCUAUAGAGGAAGUGGACUAUGAAGGAGAGGAGGAAGACGGAGAGCAGAAUCAACAACAAGAGGAAGAUCAGAUGAGCACUGGUGAGGGGGACGAAGACAAUAAUGGAGGCUGUGGUGUUGGAAAAUCCGGUCCUGCAGCAGAGAAGGAUGACAACAACAAUGAUGAGUAUGAAAACUAUGACGAGCUCGUGGCCAAGUCCCUCCUUAACUUGGGCAAGAUUGCAGAAGAUGCCGCCAAUCGCGCCAUGACAGAGUCUGAGAUGAACAGCAACUCGUCCCACAGUGCUGAAGAUGAUGAGGAGGAAGAAGAGGAGGAAGAAGAAGAUGAGGAAGAAGAGGAGGAGGAGGAUGAAGAGGAAGAUGACGAAGAGGAGGAAGAGGACGAAGAAGAAGAGGAGGAAGGGGAUGAAACACAACGAGAAGAUCUGAGUUUGGAUGUUGACAGCGAUGUGGUUCGAGAAACGGUGGACUCUCUCAAACUCUUGGCACAGGGUCACGGUGCGGUUCUGUCCGACAGCUUAGAUGGACAGGAGUUUGAGAACAGAACGUCCGGCAACGGGGACGACACUGACUGUUCCCACAAUGGUGGAAAUGCACAUAAUGGUGGUCAAAUAAGGACCUCCAGUAAUGGACAAAUAGAAAACAGUGAUGAGGAAGUGUGCUUAAGCAGUCUGGAGUGCCUAAGGAACCAGUGCUUCGACUUGGCUCGAAAACUUAGUGAAACAAAGCCCAAUGAACGAAAUGGCCCAACUCAGCAAAAUCAUUACUCAUGCGGGGACCCCAAUCAGCAACCCCAGCAUCACGGCUACGGAGAUUAUCACAGCAGCCAAGACGACAGACGGACUCUUGAUAGGAACUAUUCUGACAUGGACAAUCUCAUGAAGCUUGAGGAGCAGCUGAGCCCACGCUCCAAGGCCUUCUCUAGCUGUGCACACGAUGAGCGAUAUCACACCAACAGCCACCGGGACUUUGACGAGGACACGGCCUCGGUGACGUCAGACCGAUCGGAGGAAGUGUUUGAUAUGACAAAAGGGAAUCUGUCCCUGCUAGAGAAAGCUAUUGCACUAGAGUCGGAGCGUGCCAAAGCAAUGCGGGAUAAAAUGGCUGCUGAGGCAGCCAGAAGAGACGGGGUGAGGUACACCCAUGAAGAGCACGGCCCACGUCAUGGUUACAGUGUUGAGCGCAAAGCCCGACUUCCUGAUGGCAUGAAGAAGCCUUUCUUCCAUAAAGAUGUUUCCCGCGCAGACAAGAAGGAGAGCCGAUGUCCGACGCCGGGCUGUGAUGGAACGGGUCAUGUGACAGGCUUGUACCCCCACCACCGCAGCCUGUCGGGCUGUCCGCACAAAGACAGAGUGCCGCCAGAAAUUGUGGCAAUGUAUGAGAAUGUUCUUAAGUGUCCUACGCCUGGCUGCACGGGACGCGGCCAUGUCAAUAGCAACAGAAACUCUCAUAGAAGUCUAUCUGGAUGCCCGAUUGCUGCUGCUGAAAAGUUGGCAAAAGCCCAAGAGAAGCAUCAGAGCUGCAAUGGCCCAAAGUCCAACCAAGCCUCUGACAGAGUCUUAAGGCCUAUGUGCUUUGUCAAACAACUGGACUAUCCACAGUAUGGUUACAAGAACAAUGUCUCCACCAGCACGCCCCGCUCCAACCUGGCCAAGGAACUGGAGAAGUACUCCAAGACCAGCUUCGACUACAGCGCUUUUGAUGGCAGCAACAACCACAACCAAGUGUAUGGAAAGCGGGCCAUUGCACCCAAAGUUCACGGGCACAGGGACACAUCCCCCAAAGGAUAUGAUGCCAAACGAUAUUGCAAGAACUCCAGCUCAGCCAGCAGCACCACCAGCACCUACGCCCCCAGCAGCAGCAACAGCAGCCUGAGCUGUGGGGGUGGUGGAAGGGGCGCGGGAGGAGGCGGCGGUGGUGGGGGCAGUAGCGCCAGCAGCACAUGCAGCAAGAGCAGCUUCGACUACAGCCAUGACAUGGAAGCUGCCCACAUGGCAGCGACCGCAAUCCUCAACCUUUCCACGCGCUGCCGGGAGAUGCCCCAUGGCAUGGGCGGAAAACCCCAGGACCUGUGUUCACAGAGCCCCAGUCUAGAUGUUGAUGAGAACGGUACAUUGGACCUGAGUAUGAGCAAGAGUCUGUGCGGCGGCGGCGCAGGGGACUCGGUACUCACCCCACUAGAGCCCAUGUCCCCCCAGAGGCAAGCGGCACUGCUGGGCUCCCGCUGUUACGGCAUGGGUGAUGCUGCAGACUGCUGGGACCUUCCUGUAGACUACACCAAGAUCAAACACAUAGACGAGGAUGAGAAAGAGCCUGAUGAUCUGGAUCCCUUCCACGAUCUGCUGGAGGAUCGAUCCUACACCACAGAUGUUAACAUGCCAAGCCCCAAGCCCAAGUACGUCCAGUGCAAGGAGAGUAAGAAGGACCUGAUAACAUGUCCCACACCGGGGUGUGAUGGAAGUGGUCACUUGACGAGCAAUUUCACCUCACAUCGAAGUCUCUCAGGUUGUCCUUUGGCUGAUAAAAGCAUUCGAAGCAUGCUAGCCAACAAUGCACAAGAACUCAAGUGUCCGACACCAGGGUGUGAUGGUUCGGGACAUAUCACUGGUAACUACGCUUCCCACAGAAGUCUUUCAGGGUGUCCGCGGGCCAGGAAAAGUGGGAUAAAGAUCAUCCACAGUAAAGAGAAUAAGGAAGACCAGGAGCCUAUCAGGUGUCCGGUCCCAGGUUGUGAUGGUCAGGGACACGUGACGGGGAAAUAUGCAUCCCACAGAAGUGCUUCAGGUUGCCCCAUCGCAGCCAAGAGACAAAAAGAUGGCUACCUGAACGGAAUCCAGUUCACAUGGAAGUCUGGAAAAACAGAGGGCAUGUCCUGCCCGACACCAGGCUGCGACGGCUCGGGACAUGUCAGUGGCAGCUUCCUGACCCAUAGGAGUCUGUCGGGUUGUCCGCGCGCCACCUCCGCCAUGAGGAAAGCCAGGCUCUCGGGAGUGGAAAUGCUAACAAUAAAGCACCAACGUGCCAGCAACGGGCUGGAUCAUGAUGAAGAGAUCAAGCAACUGGACAAUGAAAUCAAAGAUUUAAGUGAAUCGAAUUCACAAGUGGAGGCUGACAUGAUCAAACUCAGAACACAGAUCACAACAAUGGAGACCAACUUGAAGUGCAUAGAGGAGGAAAACAAGGUGAUUGAACAGCAAAAUGAAUCUCUGCUGCAUGAGCUGGCCAACCUCAGCCACUCACUGAUUAACAGUUUAGCUAAUGUCCAGCUCCCUCAUAUGAAACCUCUGACAGAAAAAGAGCUUCCUCUGAGGAAUAACAGCUGCUUACAGAUGCACCAGCAAGAGUCAUUAAGUGAGCAGAACUUUGACGCCUACGUCACCACUCUGACGGAUAUCUACACAAACCAAGACCAGUACCAGAGUGCGGAAAAUAAAGCUUUGCUCGAAAACAUCAAGCAAGCAGUUCAAGGGAUUCAAGUGUAACAUCUCGGCAAAGGAACACGUUGGUUCUCCGCAGCAGAAAGAGACACAGGCAGUGACGGUUUGACCUCCUCGGUUCAGUGCAGUAAUUUGAUAUAGUGUUAUAUAUAUUCUGAAUUCUGUUCUUUGGAGAAAAAAAAAAGAGGUAUUAUCCUUAAAAAGACCUCAAGAUAAUUUCUUUUUUCUCUUUUUUUUUGUUUUUGAGUCUUGCUUUUGAGGAAGAGCAUAAAGGAGUAAAUCGCAAAAUAGUUUUUGAGGACAUUUACAUUUUGUACGUUUUCAUAUGAGCUGACAUAGUGUCAUGUAAUGUUUCUAGCUGCUCAUGUAUGCACAUUUUUAGUGUAUAUUUCUGAACAGUAAGCUAAUGAAAACAGAGGUUCUUUUUAUUGCUCGAGAAAACAAAGCAUUUCAGACAAAAAAAAGGUGACGACAAGAAACAAGAAAAAACUACAAGCAAGGAAGAAGCUUUUUAUUUUCAGUGGAUGAUUCUGGACUCAAUGAACUGAGAUGAUUCCCCCCUCCUUCUUUAUCUUCUUCUUUCUGCGUGUAGAUUGUCAAAUAGCAAGAACUGGUUUGCGAAUUGCUUUAUUUUCUACACAAUGCUUGAGAAUCAUUUGUGCUUUGUUAUGACGAAGAGUAAAGAUGUGUCACUGUAGGUGGGGCCAUUUUUAAUCGGUGCUGUAAAUGAAUUCUGGGAAAGAGAAUUACCUGAUGUCUGUAUGAAUGUAUGAAGUUAUAUUGUAAACAUCAUUACACGGAAACCCGAUGGUGGAAAUCCCCUCCUCCCUCAUUACUGUAUCUAGCAGAGCCAAUUUGCAUGUUCUCAUGCUCAUUCCUAAAUUAGCUGGAGGUAGAAAAGAUGUGUAAAGACAAUGACCUUUAGAGGCAAGAUUUUAGCCUUUUUUAAGAAUCAAAUCUGAUCAGUGGUAUGUUGCUAGGAUCAUGAAAUGUCUCAGCAAUAUAUAUAAAAAAACAAACAAAAUCAUUUGUUUAAAAAGAGGUAUAUGCGAUGCAAUCUGCAAAAGAAAAAAAAAAAGGUUGGGUAUAUGCAAUCUCUUGUUUAUAAGCAUAGCGGGGUAACAUGAAUCUUUUUAAUAUAGCCUAUGUAAAAUAUUGAUUUUUAUACAAAUCUUUUAAUACAAAAUGUCUUUUUAAAAAAGAGGAGGGAACCUGGACAUUGUGUUUUAGGAGCAAAAAGUAUAUGAGUUGAACUUUUUUUGUUUAGUUUUUUUUCUGUACGACUUUGCACAGGGACACCUUCGUUUCCAUGUUUUGAUGUUCUUACAGAAGCUAAACGCAGUUACCCGAGAGCCGGAGGAGAAAAGGUUUUGUAGAGAGUAUUUAUAGAGAGCGGGACUUACAGGGUCGCUGUCCCCACUUAUGUGCCAGUAAGACUAUUUGCACUUCUCCUUGAAAAUAUUAUCCUUACGUAUGGCGGCGUGCAAUUUUUCCAGGUGACCUCUUCGGCACACGAUUGGAGCAACCAACCGCUUGGAGCCACUGCAGGUGUGGAUUUCCUCCCACUGAGAGCAAAAAGAGAGAAGGAACAAGGACUCUGAAAUCUGACAGAAGGAUUAUAAUCUUAGCAGUUAUAUUUUAGGCUGUUAUCAAUUGUAAAAACAUUAAAAUUCUUUCAUUUUUUUGCUACGUCUUAGGAAGAUGAAGUUAUUCCCCCCUCUCAGCAGCACUUUAUAUCUAAUCACUGUACAAAGAAUUAAAUAGUCAAUCAGUUCAAGGUUUGAAAAAGAAAAACAAAAAAAGCAGAGGAGGUGAAAGCUUGGAGACCUUUACAGACUAAAAGUAGGCAGCCCUCCAUUCCGUCACAGUAGUUGUUAGCGAUCAUGUUCAGAAUUUGCCUUUUCGAGAGCUAAUGCAAAAAGGUGCUUGUGGUUCACCUGACUGAAUCUCAUCUAUUGUACUUAAUGGGUCCCCACUCAGGACUCUACUACCCAUCAUCCAUGACUGCAUACGCCUUUUUCUCCACAGCAUCGUGUCUGCAGCUUUUGCCAAUAUAGUAAUGCUUCAGUAGAGUUAUAGCUAGUACCAGUUUUUGAAUUAAUUCUCAUUAACGGUGAAAAAUGGACAAAGGGACUUUAAAGCACAAACCAGCUGCUCAUCAGACGUUGGUGCAUAAAUAAUAAAUCUGAAAAGAGUUAUCUGUGACUAUAGGGACACACAAGAGGUUUGUCACUUAUUUAGAAUGCUGAAUUUUCAUAUAAAUUAUUGUGAAUUCUUUAGAGUUUAUUACUUUCUUCAAGCCGGUUCAUUUUGAGGUUGAGUUCAGUCGCCAUUAACAAAGACAGGAUUUUGUAUAAACUAUUGUGCUCUCUCUGUGGAACUGAAGUUUGAUUUAUUUUUGUACUACACAGCAUGGAUUUGUUGACAUUUUAAUUUUGCUAUAAAUGUGUGAGAUCACAAGUUGCUGUGAUAUUUCAUUUAUAAAUUGUGAACUUUGUACAAUUUUUGUCAUGCUGGAUGUUGACACAUCUUACUCAGAAUAAAGAAAAAAAAAAGUGUU